Molecule: messenger RNA, 3536 nt
Organism: Acanthaster planci (crown-of-thorns starfish)
Lineage: Eukaryota; Metazoa; Echinodermata; Asteroidea; Valvatida; Acanthasteridae
Biological process (GO): anatomical structure morphogenesis; regulation of transcription by RNA polymerase II; cell differentiation
Molecular function (GO): DNA-binding transcription factor activity, RNA polymerase II-specific; RNA polymerase II cis-regulatory region sequence-specific DNA binding
Source: RefSeq, a predicted model, not a curated record
GGAUCACUGAGGCGGGGCCUAUGAGAUUGGCUUAUUACACAGAAAAAUAAACUGAGAGGCCAAAUUCAGUGAUGGAGCAUGACGCCAUGAUAGUGACCUGUGCCUUUGAUGAAAUAGAAAAGCCACACGAGAUGGGAGAUAAUUUCGUGGUUGGCGGUAACGCUAAGACAUCAAAUUUCUAGGCGGGUUUCUGGUCAUAGCCCCAGUCUUAUGGAAGAGAUGAAACAUUUCACGCGUCUUGUUCCCUGGUAGCAGGUAACAACUCUUCACAAGCAACUUGACACUUGACAGAGUUAUCUUGAUCGAAAUCGGUGUGCCACUCCGCAGGCCAUUAGUCUGUGGUGAUACGUUUACUUCGGGUGCAUGUGAUUUUUGAAUGAAGUAAAACAUAGGGUCUCGCAGAGUGGUGUGGCUAUUGUUCAGCUAAUAACUGCAGGAUUUUUUACGGAAACCAGCUAGUCACAUGAUCUGUUGACGCCAAGGUGAACUUUCCAGAGCCACCAUUUUGGACGGCGUUUCGAACUAGGAAACAAAGAAAUCUUGGCAAGAAAUCCACACAGGCGACUUCAGAGUUUGCUAAAGAUGGACCUGUAUCAUCAUCAUCAUCACCUCCACCACGAGACUAGCAGGCCCUCCUUGCUUCGCACCGUGCCGCAGACGGCGAGUUACCCAUCAGGGUGCGGCCCGUCAAUUAAAACCGAACCCCGGGAGACCGUACCAGAAGCAGCGGCCGGUAAUUGCAGCUCGCGUGGCGGCGGUGAGCAGAGAUCGGACGUUCUGCAGAAUAGCCGUGCGAGCGUCAUGGAGGAUUUGACCGUUAAAGAAGGCAAGGACACAGUGAAGCGAGAACAGGUUGAAGAAGUAGAUGAUAAACCAGACCCAGCCGAUAAACCUCCCUACUCCUACGUUGCGCUGAUCGCCAUGGCUAUAAAGGAGUCUCCGGACAGACGCCGAACUCUUAGCCAAAUCUACCAGUACAUCAUCAACAAAUUUCCCUACUACGAGAAGAACAAGAAGGGCUGGCAAAACUCCAUUAGACACAACUUGAGCCUGAACGAAUGCUUCAUCAAGAUACCGAGAGAAGGAGGAGGCGAAAGGAAGGGUAAUUUUUGGACUUUGGACCCAGCCUACGAUGACAUGUUUGAGAAGGGCAACUACAGGAGAAGACGCAGGAUGAGGCGGCCCCACCGAAGCCUGGACCUGGCCAUGCUGGACAAGCCGUACAUUGGCCCCGAUCCGCAAUAUCCGUACCACCUUACCACGAAAUACUUGCACCCUUCCUAUACCAACUGGGGAAUGUCUCAUCACCAGCCACCUGUCAGUCAGUCUCCUCCGCACUACACCUACACGUCUUGCCAGGUAGCUGCAGCGGCUGCAGCGGCAGCCGCGGCAAACGCUCCCCGGGGAAUGCCACUCAGCCACGGCGUCGCUUCGCCGCAGCUCCCGGUGACCGUUCCUGCCAUCCAGCCGACUCAUCAUUACGGGCAGAUCCACCACCAGCCGGUAGCGUUUCCAAACCCCGUGGGAUCGCCAUAUUCAACGGGGACGCAGGUGGCUCCGAUGCCGGCCAUGGGACCGGGCAGUCCAGGGCCGAAUCCCGUUAGUUUUGAAGACAAUGGACUAGCUGUAAGUUACUCAACAUCUUUCGCUAGCUAUACUCCAUGCAGACGACAACCCGAUGGAUUACCCUAUUACUGAGAGAAAAAUCACCCCCAAUAUGUUACUCUCAAAAUAAAGAGGAAAAACUAACUUGUACUCAAAAGAUACAAAACCAAACUAAAACAACGACUUUGCCAUUAACUUGACGUUCAUCGGUACAGUGGUACUAACAUAUACAUGUAGCAGCAACAAUGGUAACGCAUUUUUAGAAAUAUGGAUCGAAAGAUUUGGAAAUUUUUAGAUAUCGGGACAGGAGCCUUUUUUGUGAAUUAAGGAAAUUUCUGAAUUUGAGUUCAAGUACCAGAACUUGUGCGUUUCAAGGCAAACGCUUAUUUUAUUUCACAUUUUUCAGAUUGAUGCUUUUAGAGUGUACUGACAUGCAUAAUGCAUUCAUCAACGAGACACAUUUGAAGUCGGUAAAUUAUUUUCUAAACUGGAUGAUGAAUUAGUUUGUCUAGAAAGGCAUCUACAAUAUAAGUUGUAAAUGCUAUACUCAAAUGAUUGCAAAACAUCCAAAAUUUGAAAAUAUAAUCAGGUAUUUUUGCUCAAUAACUUGCACAUUGGUUGGAAUCAGUGCAGCAUAACGGUUUGUGAAAUGUUUUGGUUUUUAUGAAUCUUCAGGCAUCGAACUGUGGCUGGAUUUGAUUUUUGGUUUUGAUUUUGUGGAGCAAACCUCUGUAUGAAAAUGUAUUGUACUUUUUCGUAUUGAAUGACAAUUUCUUUUAUGAAAGCAGAGAACACUUAUGACACCUUUGUUUCACCUUAUUUUUGCUAUUUCGCACAACAUUUGUUCCGAUUUAACACCAAAUUUUUAUAAAUCCUCAUUGUUUUCAAGUUAAUGAAGUUUCAAGUUACAAACACAGGUACUGAUGAAAGGAAGCACCCAAACUAUAUGCGAUUUCAAAUGCAUCGUAAACUAAAAAUAUUUACGGUCAGUACUCCAACUUAUAUAGUAGUAUUGUUUUUCUGCAAGUAUCAACAUUUUGUAACAUAGCCUUAAUCAAAAUAUGUUUUGCUAUGAUCUUUAGCAUUCUGCAUGAAAAAAUAUAAUGGGAUUAAAUUGGAUUGUUGUAAAAGAUGAGUUUUAGACACUGUAUACAUGUUUUAGUCGGCAAAUAAUGUUUUGUCAUCCGCUCCCUUUUUUUCCAACGAAGUGGUGAAUUCCACCCUCGUAAUCCUAUUCGUAGUCACUUUAUACACGUAUUUUUGGGAACCCUGCGUGCAUUGUUUCGAGAAAUUUGGCUUACUUUGGACGACAAUUAACCAAAUGCUUAAGCCAUGUGCUAAUCGCCUCUUAAGGGUACAAUAUUACAACUCGGCUUUAUUUUAUGAGCAGUACUUCCGCAUGAAAAUGGCUAUUGUUCUAUCAGUGUGGAAUCCUCAUGCGCAUUGUACGAUCAACAUCUGUAUAUCUGAUCCUUGAGUUUUGUAAGACCUUUUAUGGAAAACAUCGAAAAUGUGGAUCACAACAAACACAAACUGCCUCCAUAUGCUCAAGAAAUUACGAAUGUUUUGAUUGUUUCAUUUUUGUGAAAAGUGUAUUUUGAAAGGCCAAAUGCUGCUGGUUACAAUUAAUAAAGUAGACACUGUUUUGUAAUCUCUUUAACACUCAGUUAGUCCAUGCACCGCCAUUUAUUCACAAAAAGCUGAUUUUACACAUAGGUAAAGCCGAUCCCUGGUUAAGGGUUCGUUUUACCAUGACUUUAUAAUCGUCAAAAAAGCAAGUCGAUUCUAAUCAUUAAGUUGGUAUAAUUAUACUUUUUAAUGAUGUUUGUAAUCCAAUAUUCAGGUUGCGUUGUAGGUCUCCAUUUUAAGAUGUUAAUAAAUGCUUAUCUUCAAAAUUGUCACCUUAUAAACUUGCCAUUUUCGAAAGAUAA